Messenger RNA from Solanum tuberosum (potato), 612 nucleotides. Its product is annotated as probable indole-3-pyruvate monooxygenase YUCCA10. Gene Ontology annotation, molecular function: flavin adenine dinucleotide binding; monooxygenase activity. Lineage: Eukaryota; Viridiplantae; Streptophyta; Magnoliopsida; Solanales; Solanaceae. The record is from RefSeq and is a predicted model, not a curated record. The transcript has 4 exons. Bases 1 to 612 code for a protein of 203 amino acids.
AUGGCUAAUUUCACAAAGGAAGAAAUUGACAUUAUUGUGGUUGGAGCUGGACCAUCUGGUAUAGCUAUUCAUGUCCUAACAAGGGAGAUGGUGUAUACUUCAAUGUUGUUGCUAAAAUAUUUACCAAUAUCUUUGAUUGAUACUGUAAUUGCGAAGUACGCAAAAUUUAAGUUAGGAAAUUUGUCAGAAUUAGGAAUACCACAACCAGAAGAAGGUCCAUUUUCUUUUAGGGUAUCGAAAGGUAGGUCCCCAGUAAUUGAUGUUGGUGCCAUUGACAAGAUUAAAUUUGAACAGAUUAAGGAUCAUACAGUAGUGUUUGACAAUGGAGAUGAACAUCAAUUUGAUGCAAUCAUUUUUGCUACUGGAUACAAGAAUAUUGGUACCAAAUGGCUAAAGAGGCAAAGACUAGGAUUGGAAGCUGAAGCUAAUGCAAAAGGUAUUCAGCAGUAUGCUGUGAACAACCUGCCUAGGGUGGUGGAUGAGCAACCAGGAAUGGAAGAAAUAGCUCCUCCCCACCGCCAACCACUAGAUCGAAGAGGUCGAGCACAGUACCCAACUCACAUGAUGUACGAAGAUGAUGACUUAGAUUUGGAUGGAGCUAGAGCCACAUGA